Eupeodes corollae is the source of this 2867-nucleotide messenger RNA. RefSeq lists its product as uncharacterized. NCBI's taxonomy places the organism in Eukaryota, Metazoa, Arthropoda, Insecta, Diptera, Syrphidae. The record is from RefSeq and is a predicted model, not a curated record. The coding region runs from base 57 to 2624 and encodes 855 amino acids. The transcript has 15 exons.
GUAGAAGUGCUUAUUUUUUAUAUUAUAAGAAUUUCAAGCAAAACUAUUCCUCGACCAUGGAAGUAAUGGAAGAAGGUAAUCUAAUGGACAGAGUUCCUAUACUUUUGCAGAGAGAUCUUCAAUAUUAUCAGGAGCAUCAAAGCGUUCUUCAGGAACCUAUUUGCCAGGGGGUUGUUGGAGGUAAACUAGACUUCCCACGAUGUGCAUCUUUUGCUGCUAUAAAAAUAGUCGUAUGGUGGGAAGAGGAGUAUUAUGCAGCUUAUAGAAAACAUUCAGGCUUAUUGCACACUGAAACUGAACCAGGAGCUGAAGAAGAUGCUGCUACUGUUGUGGUUAAGGAUUCGGAUCCUGAUAAAUUUGUGAGUUUGGUUACAAAAUCAGCAGACCUUUUAAUGGAACAUCUGCACAUUCUGACGCAAGAAUCAUUAGAUCAUGCAGACUUGUCAGUACUGACAGCAACUAUUGGUGCAGCUGCUCUAAUUAAGAACUGUUUGAAAGUUUAUCUAUCGGCUGCAACUACAAAACAUUGCCCUCCAAGGGGUGAUGAGAAGGGUGGAUCACUAAAGUUAUCUCAAAAGCAAUACUCUCAAAUGGCUGAAGCACUUGCUGAACGUCUUCUAGAUCUGCAUUGUCGUAUUAUCCUGCUUUAUGUUGUUCAAGAUGCUGAUUCUCUGGAUUGGGAGGACACUCAGCCGUUCUUUGAAUCUGAAAGAGGCUCUUAUACAAUACAAAAUUGGUGGCACUACCUGAGGGGAACGAAGGAUGAUCUAUGGAACUCUGUUCCCCCAAAGAUGGCCCAACGUAUUUUUGCUGGAAUGCUUAACGAGACGCUAAGUAUUUUAACAGUUCGUUACUCGCAUAUAAUAACAAGCACAGCACGGUCUCAAUUGCAUCUGGUUGAUAUAUGCAACUUGCUGUUUUGCAUAUCUGAGCUUUUGCCUCACAUUAGUGAAAGCGGGGAGGCAUAUAUUGGACUUCGAAUAACUGAACAGAGUGUCAUAAUACGAGAUAUCCACGCAAAGUGUCGAGAGCUCUUUUAUUGUCUACUGCUGCGAGGUGCACCUCUUGGAGUCCUUAAUAAGGUUUUUCGUAAGGGCUUGGCAAAUAUGGAAAUGUUUUCAUCACGUCACGGCUUACCAAGUGCUUGGAUUAUUUUUGUUCUGCCUAGAUUAUUCCCAAAAGAUCACUCGAGCCAAUGGGUCACUGAAUUUUCUGAAUUAAAUGCAAACACUGCAAUUGCUUUGGAAUUAAAAGUUCUAUUGGGAUAUCCAGAGGCGGAUUGGUCAUUUUUAGUUAAAGUUAUUCUUAUGCGAGAUGCUAAGCUAACAUCCAUCAUCUUACCUCAUCUAAUGAAAUACCUUCCAGCAGCAGAAAAUUUUAAAAACGUAACUAAAUGGUCAUUUACCGAAUCGGAAAGUAAUGAAAAAUGCGGCGCAUUCUUGUGUCGUCGGGAGUGCUUUAAUGCUUCUGAACUCAUAAAAGAUGAGCUAGACCCCGUUGGACAGACAAACAGUCAAGUAGUCCUAUCGUUGACGUACAUUUUGGUUACAAUUGGCAAAACAACUGACAUAAAAACAUGCCUAAUAAGUGCUUUAGAAAAUGCUCCACCGACCUGGUGUGAUUGUCUUGAUAAACGACAGGUGUGGAAUCAAAAACGCCCACCCUGGUUAGAGGCCAUCAUGCAUCUGGUUUACCCUGUCCUCGAUUGCAUUGUUGAUAUGUUGAUAAAUGCGGUCGAAUGUGAAGCGAGUAUGUACCAAGCCAUGUCACUAGCCUUGACAUGUGUAUCCGAGAUGUGGGAAUGUAUUCCGCAAGGGCUGUAUAAAGUUACAGUUCUGUUACAGGACAUUAUUUCUGUGUCAACGAAGCCCCUGAGUGACUCGGUUUUAUUGCAAGUUCUAUGUGCGGCGUUGUAUACGGUAUUGAUUAAAAAUGCAGAAACAUUCGAGAGAAAUAAGGACGAAGCCAAGGCAACUAUAUGCUAUUCUCUUUCCGAGGCCAUUUGUUCGAUAGACGAGGACGAUAAGCACACGCAACAAAUUGAUGCAUUUCUUGCUUAUGCUAAGGAUACCUUUUUUUUUGACCCAGUGCUUUUAGAUGAUGGCACAAUAGUUGAUGGGAGGACGGCGAAACUAGAUGAAGCCAAUGAGAGAUGUGCGACUAACUAUCCCGCAGAACUUGAUGUUGGGGCCGCACAUUGCGUGCCCGAGAUGUUGGCGAGUGAUAUUUUGACAUCGAAUAUAGGGAAACAAUCGCUUAAGGUUUCCUACAACUAUUUAAAAAACAACAAGGAUUGGCUUUUCCAACAGCUCCAUGUCACGGACAUGGAUCCAAGUGACUCCUCAUCUAUUCAAGGACAAAACAUAACCGAAGUUAAAACUUCAAUUCUUAGAUCAAUGUUUUUCAUUGGCAACACACCUUUUGAUCAGCUAUUGACGGGAUCGCUGAAAAUAGAUUAUUCGUCGUGGUUGCAAACGCCUAUUUCCUUAAACACCGAAAGGGCUCGGUUGCAAAUCGAACGUCGCACUGACUUUCAACCGGAAGAAAAACUACCACCACCGGAAGCAGCCAUGGUAGCUGAAAUAACAAAUAUGUUGAAAAAGAAAAAAGACAGCGGAGUUUAAAUUUAUUUUUGUUGAAAAAUAGAAAACAAAAAUAGAGUUUAUUGAGUCAGAAAAGUUUUACUACGAAUACGAGUAUAUUAUAUACUUUAUAAUUUCUGCAUCUGCCUCCCCAUAAAAACGAAAAUAAAUAUAGCACUUUGUCUAUGAGCAUUUGACUCGUAUAUAAUAUUUUUAUGAAGGAAUCAGAAUAAAAUUUAAAGUUUGCGUAAUUCUGGAUGUUAUGUACGAGUAUGUCAUAAAUAA